Calliphora vicina (urban bluebottle blowfly) is the source of this 1028-nucleotide messenger RNA. RefSeq names its product splicing factor 3a subunit 2 (gene Sf3a2). Gene Ontology annotation, cellular component: U2 snRNP; nucleus; catalytic step 2 spliceosome. The record is from RefSeq and is a predicted model, not a curated record. Gene Ontology annotation, biological process: spliceosomal complex assembly. Bases 107 to 904 code for a protein of 265 amino acids. Gene Ontology annotation, molecular function: zinc ion binding; nucleic acid binding. NCBI's taxonomy places the organism in Eukaryota, Metazoa, Arthropoda, Insecta, Diptera, Calliphoridae. The transcript has 2 exons.
CAUCUUCAAGUGAAUGCCAUCAGCAAAGAAGAAGCAAACAAUUAUUUCGCAGCUUAUUUUUCUGGAUUUAUAGCAUUUUUAGUAUUGUAGGACAUAAAAUCGCAUAAUGGAUUUUCAAAAUCGAGCCGGUGGAAAAACCGGUAGCGGUGGUGUGGCCUCCUGGUCGGAAUCCAAUCGUGACCGCAAGGAACGCUUACGCCAGCUGGCUUUGGAGACAAUUGAUCUUAAUAAAGAUCCAUAUUUUAUGAAAAAUCAUUUGGGUUCUUACGAGUGUAAAUUGUGUCUGACUCUGCACAACAAUGAGGGCUCCUAUUUGGCGCAUACACAAGGUAAAAAGCAUCAGGAAAAUUUAGCCAGACGUGCCGCCAAAGAAGCCAAGGAGGCGCCCUCCAUGAUGGCACCCGAGAAACCCCGCGUAGAGCCUAAGAAAUUCGUUAAAAUUGGUCGUCCCGGUUAUAGGGUCACAAAACAACGUGAUCCCAACAAUGGGCAACAGUCGUUGCUAUUUCAAAUUGAUUAUCCUGAAAUAACAGAGGGCGUCAUACCGCGUCAUCGCUUUAUGUCGGCCUAUGAACAGAAAAUCGAACCACCAGAUCGUAAAUGGCAAUACCUGCUGUUUGCUGCCGAACCCUAUGAAACCAUUGGCUUUAAAGUUCCCUCUAGGGAGGUGGAGAAAACCGAGGGCAAAUUCUGGACCCAUUGGAAUCGUGAUACAAAACAAUUCUUUUUACAAUUUUCCUUCAAACUGGAACCGAAAAUUAUGCCACCUCCACCACCCAGUCUACAUCGUGCUAUGGGCCCUCCCGGAGGUUUUCCUAUGCCUGGACCACCGCGUCAUAUGUUUAAUGGUGUACCACCGCCACCACCCAUGGGCGUACUGCCAGUACCACCGCCACCCAUGUGAGAAGAGGCAAAUUCCAUUUCCCAAACUCAGCAACAACAAUCGGGAAAUGGAAAUAAUGUUUAGUUUUUUAAACAUAUUGCAAAAUAAAUACAUGAUUCCGAUAAAUAAAAAAAAUUUAAGAAAA